AUGCUGCAUCGACUCCGCCGGGCAGGGCCGGCCUGUCACCGCGCGGACCGCGACGCCCAGCCCCGGGCGCGGCGGGCGGAAGGCUCGCGGGGCGGCGGGCGCCGGCUCCAAUGGCGGCUGCGGCGGCGGCAGGAGCGAGGCUCGGCGUCAGCGCGCGCGGGGCAGGCCGGGAGCGGCGCCCUGCCGUCGCACCGGAGCCUGCGCACCCGCGCCCCGCGGGAUGCAUUUCGCUCCCGAGUCCCAAAGUCGCGCGGCGGGGGCGGGGUCCUGGGUCACGUGGCUGCGCCCGGCGAGUCUGUGAAAAGCGCCCGUGCUCCUUCCGUGUUCGAGCGGGGGCUUGUGGGCGAGUCCAUCACCUGUGAUGGGGUCCAGCCCCAGUGCGCGGGCCCAGACCAGGGCUGCUUCGGGGACGACGUCGUGGACAAGCCUGGGGCUGUCACACACCGAGCCCCCUGGGGUCUGGAUGCCCAGGGAGGCCACGACCAGGUGGACGGGCAGAUCCUGGGCCAGCUGCGUGCCCUGACUGAAGAGGAUGUGGAGGAGGGGGCUGGGAGCACUUGCCCCCCCGUGGGGCCGGCCUGCCCGGGCAUGGGCUCUGAGGAGCUGCGGCUGGCCUCCUUCUGUGACUGGCCGCAGGCUGCAGGAGUGCAGCCCGAGCCACUGGCUGCUGCUGGCUUCUUCCACACGGGUCAGCAGGACAAGGUACGCUGCUUCUUCUGCUAUGGGGGUCUGGAGAGCUGGGACCAUAGGGAUGACCCCUGGACAGAGCACGCCAAGUGGCUUCCCAGAUGUCAGUUCUUGCUGCGCUCCAAAGGAAGAAACGUUGUGCACACCAUCCAGACGGCACACUCCCACCUGCUUGGGUCCAGGGCACCCUGGGAAGAACCAGCAGCCGUGACCCCUGCCACCCCCAUCCGAGCCGACCCUGAGGUGCUCACACCCAGAAGACAGGCCCAGCGCGAAAGCCCCAGGGAGCCAGGAGCCGCGGCCACGGCGGUGGAGGAGCAGCUUCGGCGCCUGCAGGAGGAGAGAACCUGCAAGGUGUGCCUGGACCAGGCCGUGUCCGUAGUCUUUGUGCCGUGUGGACACCUGGUCUGCACCCAGUGCGCCCCCAACCUGCACCUGUGCCCCAUCUGCCGCGCCCCCGUGCGCAGCUGCGUGCGCACCUUCCUGUCCUAGGCCGGAGCCAUGGCCAGCCCCAGGACCCGGAAGGUUCUCAAGGAAGUCAGGGUACAGGAUGAGAACAAU
This is a messenger RNA of Ochotona curzoniae (black-lipped pika), 1248 nucleotides long. RefSeq names its product baculoviral IAP repeat containing 7 (gene BIRC7). The transcript is spliced from 9 exons. Gene Ontology annotation, biological process: regulation of cell cycle; positive regulation of protein ubiquitination; negative regulation of apoptotic process. Gene Ontology annotation, molecular function: ubiquitin protein ligase activity; cysteine-type endopeptidase inhibitor activity involved in apoptotic process. The record is from RefSeq and is a predicted model, not a curated record. The coding region runs from base 1 to 1179 and encodes 392 amino acids. NCBI's taxonomy places the organism in Eukaryota, Metazoa, Chordata, Mammalia, Lagomorpha, Ochotonidae. Gene Ontology annotation, cellular component: nucleus; cytoplasm.